GGCGUCCACCACCGCGCCAGGAAGCACUGGAGAUGGCCAACAGGCCAAGCCGAAGAUGCUAGGCCCUACGGGCUUCAUGGCGGGCGGCAUGGGCGGCGGCAUGAUGGCCAAGGCGGGCAUGGCGAAGGCCCAGAUGGGCGGCAUGGACGUCAAGGGCGGCAUGGCCAAGGCCCAGAUGGGCGGCGGCGGCGCCCCCGCCGUGAUCCCGCCGAAGACGCAGAUGGGCGGCCCCGGCUCGGCGGGGAGCGGCUUCUCCAGCAAGGCCUCGGGCAUGAUGGUCGCGCCGCCAGGCCUCAGCAAGAGCGCGGCACCGAGCAUCCCCGCCGCGGACGGCUCCGCCUUUGUCAGCAAGAGCAAGAGCAUGAGCAUGAUGGACCAGUCCGCGGCGGUGUCCAAGGCGAAGACUUCGGCGUUCGCGUUCCAGGCGCCGCCGCUCGUGCCCGCCGGCCUGCCCACGCCCGCCGGCGUGCCGCUGCCCGACGAGAAGGAGUACGUCGUGGAGAACACGCCGACCGCUCGGUUCGGGCUGGCAUGCAGCUUGAGCUACGUGCUCUCUGCCAGCUACCACCUGGCUGCGUUGGCCGGCGCUCCGCUCGGCGCGGCAGCUGGCCCGCAGAGAGAUGCGAUCGAUGCCGGCCUCGAUGCCCGGGCGGGAAGGUUGAUGCGGAAGCACGUGGCGAGCCACGACGACGCUGCUGGUGCCGACGAGGACCAGAUGACUGCGAUGGUUGGCCCUGACGGGCACAUAUCCUACCAUCUGGGAGAGGCCCACCACGAGCGGGGCGGCGCGGCUGCCCGCCCCGCGCCGCUCUUCGAGGAGGGGCCGGCCGAGCUCGGCGGCGCUGCGGGCCUCGGGCCGCGCACGAACGCGAGCCUGCUGCACGACCAGGCAAGGGCCAGGACCGCGCGGGGCCCUCCCGGGCCCCCAGGGCCGCGGGGCGCCACCGGGCCGCGCGGCCACACGGGGCCGCGCGGCCACACGGGGCCGCGCGGCGCCACGGGGCCGCGCGGCGCCACGGGCGCCCGCGGCGUCACGGCCCUCGGCGCGAGAGGCGUGCCCGGCGCCCGCGGCGCGCCUGGAGCCCCGGGGGCCACCGGCGCCCGGGGCGAUGCGGGCGCCAAGGGGGAGACUCCCAAGCCGAUCGACUGCGUGUGGGCCGAGUGGGUCACCAACCCGAUCUGCAGCGUGACCUGUGGCGCGAGGGGGACGCAGGCUCGGACGCGCGGCUUCAAGGUUUUGCCGCAGAACGGCGGCAAGAGCUGCGUGGGGCCCAUGGCCGAGACAACGAAGUGCAGCAAGGUGAGCAGGUGGAGUGCGCACGGCGGCUCGCUCGGGCCGCGCCCCGCCUGGUCGCUUGCCAGUGCGGGGCCGCUGUGCGUAGCGCUUCCAUGCCCCGAGGUGGGCGCAGAGGGCCCGGAGCUGCUGCCGGCGCGCAGGCGCUUGCAGGCCGCCUCCGAGGGCAUGGCCUACCGAAAUGCCGUGGACAAGUCCGUGGGCCUGGUGGACGUAUUCUCCCGUGGCUCGAAGAACCACCACAGGGGCCACUGCAUGCCAUGUCGCAGCAACGGGAGCGGCCUUCCGUGCCCACGCGGUGAGACGUGCGAUUGCUGCCAUUACUGCCACGGGCUGGACAAGUUCCUCGACAUGAAGCGUUUCACUGCCGUGACUACGAAGCGCAAGCGCUUUGGCGCAGAUGCUGAAUGGCCGACCGCAUCUGCUUCCGGUGAGGCGCCUCGGUCAACUCAGCAGGAGACGACGCAGCAGGAUGAGUGGUGCAACACCAGCUUGCCGGUCCUGUGCCUGCCAGGUGUGGGGUCUGCUCUCGGGCACCUCAGUCCCCAGCAGCUGGCGGCGAUGCUCAGCGAGGCGGCGCCGGACUACUACGAGGACUGUGAACUGGGCGAGACUGUGAAGGGCCGCGACGAGGGCGACGGGUGGCUGAAGGUGAGGCAUCCGUCGGGCAUCCUGUUCCUCCCCUUCAAGGCGCAGGGCAAGCUGGUGGUCUUCCAGAGAGAGGCGCCGGCGGCCGUGGCCAAGUCCAAGGGGGGGCCCCCGACGCAGGAGCACCCGGAUUACCGAGCAAGUACCGCGUAG
Prorocentrum cordatum is the source of this 2095-nucleotide messenger RNA. NCBI's taxonomy places the organism in Eukaryota, Dinophyceae, Prorocentrales, Prorocentraceae. The record is from the annotation of a GenBank genome assembly.